UCAACGUCACAUAAAACUAAACAGCAGCAAUGUCAACCAACCAAGUUUCUUGAGUUUUGAGCGAUUCUUGAGCGUAUAAAUAAAUCAUGAUCUUGUAAUAUUUUGUGCUUAUUGUGUGUGUUAAAAUUAGGUACGCAAAAUGUCUAAUCCAGACGAUAGAACGGCUAAAACAAAUGGCACAAGUGAUCCAAUGCAGAGGCUAGCUUCUUUGAAACCUCCAAGAGAUUUGACCCUAGGCAGCAACAAAACUAAUAAAAAAAUAUUUGUGCCUAAUUUAAAUGUGGCUAGGAAUAAAAGCAAAGGCCCCCAACCCUCAACAAAAGACCAAAAGAAAGAUGACAAGGGUCGGAAGGACCGGAAAAGUGACAGGAACAGAAAUAACAGAAAUGGCCCCAUGGUCAUAAAGUCCACAGGGGUAUUUUCUGAAGGUAUCGGCAAUGUGGAGAAGCAGCAUUUUUCACGGUCCUCAUAUGGGGGAGGAGGAGGUGGGAAGGACUCCGAGCCAACCACACUUAAGAAACCAACCAUUAGGAUUAAAGAUUUUAUAAAGAUAGACAAAGAGCUAGAAGAGCAGAAAGUGAAGUCUGUGCUGGCGGGCGACGGCGCUUACGACGAUGACGUCGAGAACUUCAAACUGGGCACCGAGCGUGACGCACCCGUCGCUCUGCCAAUGGACGACGCCGGCCAUCAUCAAAGCAAGGGCAAGCAGGUGAAGGUAAAACAGGAGGUCGUGGUCAAACUGGAGGAGGAGGAUCUGGACUGCGCUACAGUGGACCAGCCGAAGGUACCGGCAUCAGUUGAAGUGAAAACGGACGCGUUCGACGACACAGAUGUAGUCAAUCUACUGCGCAGUGACAAGCCCACAUUAAUAUUGUUACAGCUACCGGACAGUUUGCCGGGCCGCGGCGGCAGCGACGACGGCCCGCGGCGACAUGACCAGCCUUCCACCUCUAAUGAUGACGAGCAACAGGACAAUCCUCUGCCGCGCUGCCGGCUGUCGGAGCUGGCGGAGGGCCGCGUGGGCGCGCUGCGCGUGCGCCGCUCCGGCCGCGUGGCGCUGGCGCUGGGCGACACUCUCUUUGAGGUGUGCUCCGGUACAAAAGCGGCGUUCUACCAGGAAGCGGUGUCAGUGUCCGUGAGCGAGGAGUCGCGCUCCGCGCGUGCGCUGGCGCUGGGCGCGCUGCGGCACAAGCUCAACGUCGUGCCGCAUUGGGAGACCAUGUUCCGGGACUUGUCUGCGUAGUUGUGUUCAUAAAGUCUAAUAUAUUAUA
This is a messenger RNA of Plodia interpunctella (Indianmeal moth), 1271 nucleotides long. It is a transcript of the gene RpIIIC53, whose product is annotated as DNA-directed RNA polymerase III subunit RPC4-like. Bases 140 to 1243 code for a protein of 367 amino acids. The record is from RefSeq and is a predicted model, not a curated record. Lineage: Eukaryota; Metazoa; Arthropoda; Insecta; Lepidoptera; Pyralidae. Gene Ontology annotation, cellular component: RNA polymerase III complex. Gene Ontology annotation, molecular function: DNA binding. Gene Ontology annotation, biological process: tRNA transcription by RNA polymerase III. The transcript has 9 exons.